UGACCUCCACGACCACAAUCUCUCUCUCUCGACAGACGCACCCACCACAAAAGGUGAAAAGAGAAGCAUCAAGAAUUCAUUGUGGAAGGGCAGCGUGAUUGUGAUUGUCCCUCAAAAAAGGGAGAGAAAUAAAGGACGUCGCCCUUCUCCUCCUCUCCUCUGGUUCACUCUCUCUCGCCCUCCGGAUGAAGAGGCCGUUGGAGGAAUCCACUGAAGGAGACGCGAGCAAGAGGAGGAGGGAGGGGGAGGAGGCCAUGAUGGAAGACGAGGAGGACGAUGUCAUGAAGGAAGACGAAGCCGACGAGGAGGAGGACGCCAUGAAGGAGGAUGAGCGGCAGGUGGAGGAGGAGUUCAGGCUCGAUGAGGACCUUCUGUUCGAGGUGUUCAAGCACAUGGACGCCAGGACUCUGGGGACGGCGGCGUGUGUCAGCCGUCAGUGGCACCGGACGGCCAUGGACGAGCGCCUCUGGGAGAUUAUCUGCAACCGACACUGGGCCAACACGGGCUGCUCCACCGGCCAGCUCCGCUCCGUCGUCCUCGCCCUCGGCGGCUUCCGCCGCCUCCACUCCCUCUACAUCUGGCCCUUUAUCAAGCCACCGCCUUCCUCUUCUCCUUCUUCUUCCUCUUAUUCCUCUGGUCCGCUAUCCAUCAGCAGAGCGCCUCUGAGCGUCGCCCCCCCUUCAGCCUCUGCUCGAUGGGGGAAAGACGAGGUACACCUCUCUCUCUCGCUCCUCUCAAUCCGUUACUACGAGAAGAUGAAUCCCAGCUCCUCCCAACAACAACCUCAUCUCCCCACUGGUGGAGGGAUCCUUCAGUCCCCAAAACGCUAAUUCCUGGAAGAUUCGAGCUGAUUGAUCCCCAUCAUCCAGGAAGGCAAGCGAUUGGUGCGAUGUGUAAAUACUAUUAAAGUGCUGGUCGAGAGACAUUUAUAUAUAUUCCGACUUUGGUUUGCUGGAUGUCGUAGUGAAGUUUGUCCAUGAUUUUGGAUCUUUGUUUUUGCUAUUACGGUGAUCAUGUGGAACAUGCCUUUCUCCUUCUCAGUUUUGGAGGUUUUUCUUGCCAUA
This is a messenger RNA of Nymphaea colorata (pocket water lily), 1064 nucleotides long. Its product is annotated as F-box protein GID2-like. Gene Ontology annotation, molecular function: protein binding. NCBI's taxonomy places the organism in Eukaryota, Viridiplantae, Streptophyta, Magnoliopsida, Nymphaeales, Nymphaeaceae. Gene Ontology annotation, cellular component: SCF ubiquitin ligase complex. Gene Ontology annotation, biological process: regulation of gibberellic acid mediated signaling pathway; gibberellic acid mediated signaling pathway. The coding region runs from base 186 to 830 and encodes 214 amino acids. The transcript has a single exon. The record is from RefSeq and is a predicted model, not a curated record.